Molecule: messenger RNA, 2583 nt
Organism: Vespa velutina
Lineage: Eukaryota; Metazoa; Arthropoda; Insecta; Hymenoptera; Vespidae
Exons: 8
Coding region: 713-2380 (555 amino acids)
Source: RefSeq, a predicted model, not a curated record
AUCAUCGUAUUCAGGUGUGUCGAUCAUAGUUUCAUAAGUAGCAUUAGAUAAAAAAUGAAAGAACGCUCGAGCCUUUGGUGUGUCUUCGAUGCCAUAACUGGAAUAAUCAUAAUUUGACGAUUUAAUCUCCAAACGAAUUAAUGGAAGCUCGAAUCCUGGAUUACAUUUAGCGGGCAUAUAAUAAACGACGGUUUAGCAAGCCUGAAGAGUUUAUACUCAUGAUUCCAGUAUAUUGAGAUAGCAUCGUAUUGGUAUCGGUACCAAGAAAUUAUGGAAACAAAAAUUAAACUUGCAAGAGCAGUUAAUAUGAAUAUGGCUACAAGGAACCUUUUGAAAAUUUUAAAUUGACAAUUAAAUGAUGUUCAUUUCUUAUUGAUAACAAAAGGAUAAUUGUUUUCAAUACCUUUCUAACGGAUGUCUGUGACGUGCUACCAGAUGAUUAAAUCCAUGAAUACUUGAAUUGUUAGCAAAUUCAACGAAGUACUGACCCAUUAAUGAUUUUGUAGUCAUUACAUCCGUGCCGACAUGCAUAGCUGAUUCUUCUGGGACAGACCGAACAUUUUUAACCAUCAAUCUCAAUGAAAGAUUGAUAUCACAUCUAUAAUAUCAAAAGGGUAUUAACGAAAUAAGCUUAUUAUGAAUACGGAUUCAAAAUUCCAUUUGGCGAAGUUCCGGUUUUUCCGGUAUAUUAUUAAAAAAAGUGGAAAUAAAAAUGGAGAACAACGAGGAAGAUGUUCGUCAUUUUAAAGAGAUAUACAAAAGAAAACCUUGCUUUACAAAAUCGAUCGCUCAUUAUCAUGCUUAUCCGAAUUAUGCUUCCGGCGAUCCUUACUUACGAUGCGAACAUUCAAUGAAACACAACGUCAACCAGAUGGAUUCUUAUGGACGUAAAAAGAAAUCUAAAACGCAUCGUUGUCCUUCCUGUCAUUGUCAGCCUAAUUUUAAAAGAACAUCAUCCAAAAAGAGGGACAUUGAUAACAUCGAGGCAAUUUUUAAGAAAACUGAGCAUAUAUUUGACAAUGCAUUGACAAACGGUGGUGUAAAGAAAUCGUAUAGCAUUCCUCUCUCACCAAAAUUAGAUCCCCGUUGUCAUCGUACUCAUUAUUCCAAGAAAACAUCGAAUAAUUAUCAUCGACAAAAGGAGCAUAGGAACGAAGAAGAGGAUGAAAAGUUCACGACGAUAAUUGAUGAUAUCAUUAAUAAAGGCGUCGAGAAUGAAUGUUAUAACAAAUAUCCGAACCUUCCGCCAAUUAAUAUGUCGACGAAGGAUUGUUAUUGGAAGAACAAUCAGUUAUUACAAGACAUACCAGAUUAUUCUGAACCGGACAGUGAUUUUUUUGAUAAAUGUUGUGAAAGACAUCAUCGAUCAAAGAGAUGUGACAGUUCCAUGGGAGAAUUUGAAUCGAAUUUGAAGAAAAAAGAAAGCGACCUAGAAUAUAGGCAGUAUUUGAAACAGCAGUAUCAUGAGCUUGAUCAGUUGAAGUGCACUUCUCAUUUAUGUGAGAAAUUGAAGAAUAUCGAUGAUCAGCAGUGCAAAGAAGAUGAUUUUUUGAACGUCGAACAAACAGAGAGAAAGAAAAAAUCGAACUUACUCGAGGAUGAGACAAGAAGGAAGAAGAAAGAACAUCAUUUCAAUAACGAAUUGCAAUGUAUUGAUGCAAAGUCUUCUAAGGGGCCUCAAGUUUCGAUGAGUAAUAAUAAGAAUGUGCUAGAGCAGAGAAACGAUAAAACUGUUCAACAAAUAGAAGUUGGCACCAGCUAUCAUAGCAUAAAUGGAGAAACGGAUGGUGAUGUCGAUGAUUUUUUGGAGGAUGAAAAAUUAUAUAGAGAAUUGAAGAAUAUUUCUUACUUGAAACCCUGUCGUAUAUCAACCACUGUCAAAAAUAAGAAAGUUACGAAAUCGUUCGAGGGAACGACUUGUGACGGAAAAGAAAUUAACGAGAAAAUCGAGAAUUCUGACGUUGUUGAGAAAAGUGAUCAGCUUGAGGAGGAUCUCGAUCUUCACGCCAGUAAGAGUCAUAUUCUGAAUUUGAUCGACAAAGCUUUGAGCAAAGAAUUUGGUCCUUUGGACGUGAAGAAGAGAGAUCCGGUUAAGGAAGAAAUAACACGGCAAGAGCUGUGCAUUGAGAUAAGUCGUGCACUUCAAAGCGAUAAUUACGAUUCAUUGGCGCAGAUGUUGUUGAGCAAUCGUGGUACGCCGGAUUACGUAAGGCACCUGAAAAUCUUACGUUGGGAAUAUCUAAAUCAUAUUCAAGAUAAGCUGAGAAAGUUAUAUAAUCUCGAGAAGAUUCUCGACGAUUGUUCAUCGCCGAGGAACUCGUUGUUGACCUUGCAAUCGCAUACGAAUACCACUGAUCAAUAUAAGCACGCUCGAACGUAAAUCUCACGCAAAAGAAGAGAGAAAUCAAAGAAGUCAGCAAGAGAAGAGAGAAUUCAAAACAAAUUGAUCCUAUCCAAAAGGGAGAGCGAUAAAGAAAUACAAAAUAAUAAUAAUAAUAAAAUAAAAAGAAAAUAAAUAAAAAUAGAAAAUCAUUCUCGAAUUUAUCUUGUUUGUUUAACAAAAAUAAAGUAGUCUAAAUUGUU